This is a messenger RNA of Cyanistes caeruleus (blue tit), 2732 nucleotides long. NCBI's taxonomy places the organism in Eukaryota, Metazoa, Chordata, Aves, Passeriformes, Paridae. The record is from RefSeq and is a predicted model, not a curated record.
UGGGGCAGGGUGGAAGGGCCACAGUGGCCAUCCUGUGCCGCCUCGGGGUCAUCCCAGAGCACGGCAUACAGGAUCCCUGCGGACGCUGUGGGACGGGCCCGGUGAGCUCCACUGCACACCCUCUCUGGGCGGUGUGUUCCAGUGCUCACAGAAGUUCUACAUCACAGAAUCACACAAUAUCCUGAGCUGGGAGGGACCCACAGGGAUCACCCAGUCCCACCCCAACAAUCCCCCCUGUCCAAGCACUCCUGGAGCUCUGUCAGCCUGGGGAGCCUGCUGAGUGCCCCACGACCCUCUGAGGGAAGAGCGAUCUCCAGCCUGAACUUCCCUGGCACAGUUCAGGUGCAGCUUCCUGGGCAUUGUUUUCUGCCCCUUGCCUCAUGUCGCAUGGCUGGGCACCACCAAGCCUGAUCCGUGCUGUGACACCCUUUUUGGACAUUCAUACACGUGGAUGAGGUCUCCUCUCACUCACCUCUUCCCGAGGCUGAGCAGACCCAGCUCCCUCAGCCUUCCCUAGCGAGGAGGAUGCUCCAGUACCCCCAGUCAUUCUGGCAGCCUUCACUGGACCCGCUCCAAGAGCUCCACAUCUCUCCAGGAGCCCUGGAGAUUUGGGGUCCAGUUAGGAACAGACACCACGAGGAUGAGGCGUCAGAUGGCACAGCAGAGCGAGGAAGGGAAUGUGAGGAUGAGGAGAGUUUCAAAAAGGAGCAGCAGAAGGGAAAAAAAGAGGUGAGAAAAGCUGAGAAACAUGCUGGGGUGUCCUGCGUGACAGUGUCCAUGGAUGACAUCCAGUUUGAAGAGGCUGCCAGGGUUGGACAAGUUAUUGCCAUCAGAACAAAGGUGAACAGAGCAUUCAAAACCAGCAUGGAGGUUGGCAUCAAGGUGACAGUACAGGAUGUUUUGACUAAUGCUGAAAAGAUUGUGAGUGUGGCAUAUGCAACGUACGUGGCCAAACCAGUUGGUGCUGCAAAGGUUGAGUUAAAACCUGUACAGCUGCUGUCUGCAGAGGACCACCUGGAGCACAGCCUGGCUAUUGAGAGGAGAAGAAUCCGUCUGGGCUAUGUCCAGGUCUUUCAGAAGCUGAUGCAGGAGAGCAAUAAGGAAGACACUUGUGAAGAGAAAGAUGCAGUUUCAACUGAGCACACUCACGUACAGAGCACUGAGCUUGUCCUGCCUCCUCAUGCAAACCAUCAUGGAAACACUUUUGGUGGCCAGAUCAUGGCUUGGAUGCAGACAGUGGCAAGCAUUUCAGCAAGCCGCCUCUGUCGCUCUCACCCCAUCCUGAAGUCAGUUAACAUGUUCAAAUUCUGGGGGCCAUCCUUUGUGGGUGACCGCCUCGUCUUCAAUGCCAUUGUCAACAACACUUUUCACAACAGUGUGGAGGUUGGUGUCCGUGUUGAGGCUUACAACUGUGAGGAGUGGAUCAAGGACCAGCCACGGCACAUUAACAGUGCAUUCCUCAUUUUUAACGCUGUGAAUGACAAAGGGGAGCUGCUGACCUUCCCCAAGGUCAAGCCCAGGACGCAGGAUUGUGUGAGGAGGUACUAUGGAGCUAUUGCCCGGAGGAGGAUUCGACUCACCAGAAAAUGCAUGCUAUCUGCUAGAGGAGACAAGCCCUCUGAUGCCUGGGAGACAAGCAACCAGGCAUAUUUGAGUUACAGCAACAUAGCUGCACUGACACACCUGGCAAGAAAACCAGGGUGGGACAUAACGAAGACUCUGGAUAAUGUGAAAAUCUGGACCCACGAGGAGGGUGCUGUGCUGUCAUUCAAGGUGGAGAUGCAGGUGAAGGUCCCAUCCCACGCUGCCUUCUCCCUCCUGUCCGACUUCAGCCUCCGCCAGCGCUGGGACAGACAUUUCCUGACAUGCGAGCUCCUGCAGGCUGUGAGUGAGGAGGAGAAAAUCUACCACGUCACCUCUGCCCCCAUGACAGGCCACCCACCCAGAGACUUUGUGAUUCUGGUGUCCCAAAGGCAGCCCUGCAGGCCACAGGAGCCCUACACGGUGGCUGUGAGGUCGGUGACCCUCGGGACGGCGCCCCCGAGCCCGGGGUUCUGCAGGAGUGAAAUCCUCUGCGCUGGCUUCCAGAUCCACAGCAACAGCAGCAGCUCCUGCACCGUGUGUUACUUCAAUCAAGUGACAUCAGGAGUUAUGCCUUACUUAGCUGCAAAUCUUACUGGCUCAUCAAAAUCCAUUGAAGACACUGCUUUGGAAUGUAUAAAGUUCUUGGAGCUGGAAGACAGCAAGUGCUGAAGUUAAAAACAGAUUUCUGAAGGGACAUCUGAAGAUUACCAGGCAGUUCUGGCUUGAAUUCCUGCAAGGGUGUCAGUCAUUUCUCUGUAGGUUACUUGUUUCAGAUCAUGUAGUCAGUAUUGGGCUUCAGCCUGAAAAUACCUGGUACAAGCAUUUUCUAUCAAACCAAGCUUAGGCCUUAGGCUCUCAAUACAAUCUUUAAUUUAAAAAAGAUUAAGGAACAGAUUCUGCUUUUGAUUGCAUUAAUGAAUUUUAUAUAAAUGGAGGCAGAACUUGGCUCAGUAGAGCUAUAGUUCAUAAGACUAUUUCACCAUUUUAAUGCUACAUUGAACAGAGAGACAUCCAGGCAGUUUUAAAAUACCAUCCCUUGUAAUCUGCAGAAACCAGUGCUACCAACUAGCUUUGCCAGUGCUCUGACCUUGCCAUGCACGUCCUUGCACAGCCAUUAUUUAUAAACUGAUUACAGCCCAUGUAAAGGA